Messenger RNA from Penicillium olsonii, 798 nucleotides. The record is from the annotation of a GenBank genome assembly. Lineage: Eukaryota; Fungi; Ascomycota; Eurotiomycetes; Eurotiales; Aspergillaceae.
AUGUAUAAAUCCCCCAUCACCACGUUGGUGCAAAACCCGCAGCUGCGUCUUCUCAAUGCUUUGCGAGCUGGGUCAAAGCCCAUCAUGACCUUUUUGGGGCUGCCUUCUUUCCGCGCAGCCCAAAUGGUAGCACAGACAGGACUCGAUGGAAUUAUCAUUGACUGCGAGCAUGGCAAUAUCAGUGAUGAUUCCAUGCACAGUUCCACGGCCGCCAUCGCUGGGAUGGGUGUUUCACCACUUGUUCGCAUCCGAAUGACCCACGCAGAUUUGAUAAAGAGAGCUUUGGAUGCUGGUGCACAUGGUAUUGUUGUGCCUCAAAUCAACACGGCCGAGGAAGCCAGGGCUGUCGUCUCUCAUUCCAAGUUCCCUCCUCAAGGAAUUCGCGGGCAAGGCUCGGCUUUCCCAGGUAUUGCUCACGGCACUGAUAUCGCGACGUAUGUGAAAUCGGCGAAUGAGACGAUUAUCACUUGUCUCCAGAUUGAAUCGAAAGCCGGAGUUGAGAAUGUUGAUUCCAUCUGCGCUGUACCUGGCAUUGAUAUGGUUUUCAUCGGGCCCAACGACCUGGCUUUGUCGAUCCUGGGCUAUGUUCCUGCGAGGGAAGAUGAGCCUGAAUUUGUCGAUGCAAUUGAGAAGAUUGUCACGGCAGCUAGACGGCAUGGCAAGUGGGUUGGCCGAUUAUCAAAUAAUGGUGCGCUGUGUAGGGAGCAUCUGAAAGUGUUUGAUACCGUGGCCUUGAGUUAUGAUCUUCGGGCAAUCCAGAACUGGUACACGGCGGAAUUGCAGGCUGCGCGGAACUGA